Molecule: messenger RNA, 986 nt
Organism: Drosophila sechellia
Lineage: Eukaryota; Metazoa; Arthropoda; Insecta; Diptera; Drosophilidae
Gene: TMEM216
Product: Transmembrane protein 216
Exons: 3
Coding region: 535-945 (136 amino acids)
Biological process (GO): non-motile cilium assembly
Cellular component (GO): ciliary transition zone
Source: RefSeq, a predicted model, not a curated record
CUCCGUUACUCGCCCAUGGCCACACUUGUGCAUGUGCGUUAGAGGUUCCUUUCCUUUUUAUAUAAGCCCCUCGUCUCUCACCAACAAACCAACAACAACAAGCAGCCAGGCCAUCGGGCAACAACAACGCGUAUAAAUAAACGUGAACGCAUGUACUUAAUAUUAGCAUAGAGUUGUCGCCUGCGUGCAUUACAUAUACAUAACAUAACAUCCACAUACUCCCAUGACAACGGGACUUCAGACAGUAACGGUAGAGCAGCUAGAAGAAGAGGAAAGAGCACUGGCGAAGUAGAACGGGAACAAGAAGAAAAAGCAGUGGAAGAGUCCAGCAGGCACUCACUCACUCACCACAUACCGCCCAAAGGUCCCAAUGCUGUCGUAGAGAAGCCGAAACACCUGCUGCUGCCAGUGGAAAAGCGGGAGGAGCUGCUCCAAACUGCCCAGGUGACAUCCAACCCGUUAGAGGCGACGCACCUGCCGCCUUGAGGAACUGGGCGCUACGCAGGAGGACUCGAUACCGCAGUAGCGGCCACCAUGAACGCCAGCCUCAUCUAUGAGAUACUUAUGUAUCUGAACUCGUUCUACUUUGGCAUGUACGCCGCCUUCGAAGUGGGCGUGGGCGUUCUUAAGGCGAUCAAUCUCAGCUACGGCGAGAACGCGUUGUCCCGGGAGGCCAGCAUCCUGCUCUCACUGUGCAUCAUCGAGACCGUGCGCAUUGUCUUCGGUCGGAAGAGCAGUCUAAGCGAUCGUGGCUGGCAAGCAACCGCAUCCGUAAUAUUAACACUGCCCAGUCUUGCUAUUGUUAUCUACUUGUGUUGUUUUCAAACCUUUGUUCUCAAACUCGAAAUUAUUCUGAGUGCCUUAAUGAUCACCCUACAAGGUGCUGAACUAGUCUACGCCAGCAUAUUCAUUUGUACAAUGUGUCGCCCCGUCACAUACACCUAGCAGUUGAUAAGCCGCGUUGCCGCCGCCACGUCAACGACCAA